AUGGAAGAACAGGAUCAUUUGCCCAGUACUUCAAAUUCAAAUGCCCAAGAAUCGGAACCUUUCGAGUUCAUUGAUCCUAACACUGAAGUUGCUCCAAGAGAAAAUGAUGAUCUUGAAGAUUUAGCUAAUGAAUCGCUUGGAGAAGGUUCGGAAUCGGAAUCGGAAUUGGGUGAAAGUGACGUUGAACAAGCGCUUGAUGAUGAGAGUGAUACAGCAUCUCAACGCCUUGCCAGGGUUCGUAAUUAUGAACGAUACCCAUUCAGUUUCCCUGCCAAUUUUCAUGUCAUGUACAUUGGACGAGAUGUUCCUCUUCAGAGUAAACAUACUAUUUUCACCAAGGUUAGCGAAAGUUUAUCCCAGAUUUUUUGGGAUGAAGCGGAAGGUGCAAUUAAUGAUGUUGGUUUAGAGAAGAGACUUGUCGUAUGUCCUGUCAGCAAUAUUCCUCAAGAUGGUAGACCUCAAGUUGAAUACUUUCAAGACUCGGGAGUUGCAAUUUGUGAAGCUGAUCUCACAAAUGGACCUUACACCAAGGCAUUCGAAUUUUUGCAAAAAAAAUUCGCAAAGACUGAUCAAGACUCUGCCUUGAUUGAUUUAUGCAUUGUCUUUAUACCUCAGGACGCUUCAACUUUAGAUGAACAUUUCCGUGAUGAACUCUUGCCUACUAUGAAAAAAUUGCAGGAAAAGGUUACUUUAUUGCCAAUCAUCAAUGAUCAGGAACUUACUUUCAGAGAUGAAAAGGAAGAAAGACGUCGAACCAUUUUAAAAUCUUUUGAAGACAGGGGAAUUGAAAUAUUUACAUGGAAAGCUGACCAAAUGAUUCAAGAUAGGGAUCGUAAUGGGGAAUGGGUAGAAACUGUGUACACAAAAAAAGUUUUGUUCGUAAAUGAGUUCACUACAUUUGAAAAUCAAGUUGUUUAUGAAGAUUUACAACUUUUGCGCUCACGUGCAAUUGAAUUCAGAAAAGAUCGACAACGUAAAGAACAAGCGAAGAAACGGGCUCAAGAGUGUGAUAGAUUUGCUGCCAUAUUAAAAGAUAUUAUUAUUAAGUGUAUGAUCCUCUAUACAAUUUAUUUAUUCUUUACCGGCGUCCGUAAUUACGCGGAAUGGGCAGUUAUUCCUUCUGAUUUGAAAUCUUCCCUUCAAGCCGUGACAAGAGCAUCUUUAAAAACCCAGAAUCAAAAUAGACUUCAAACGAUAUCCCUCGACAACGGCGAAACUCAACCUUUGAUUGAAGUAUUUCAAGAAUCUUCGAGUAGGUUCGUGUUUAAUAUAAUGAGUAAAAAAAGAUACGUCAGAAAUCGAAAGGAUGUCUUUGAGGUCAUUGUCACACAUCAUCCACCUCAAAUCUUGGGUCGUUAUGAUGUCCAUGAAAUUGACGAAGGUCGAUAUGCGUUUGAUAUCAACACUAGUGGCUCAAAAGGUGAAGUUUUAGUUGAAAUCAAGGAAAAGAAUGGUUCAUCAAUAAAAAUCAUUACUUGGAAAGAUAAAGGUGAAGGCAUUAGAAGGAAUAAUGAUACGCUUAAAGAGCAUAAAGAAGAUCCUACUUUCAUGGAAUACGUUCAAAGCGGAGCUGUCGAUUCUUAUCAUCAGGUGCUUUAUUACUCGAAAUCCGCAUAUGAGGAAGCAAAAAUCUAUGUGGAUUACACUGUAGGACGCAUAGCAGAUGCAUUAUAUAGAGCCAAUAUCUAUAUACAAAAUCAAUUGAAUGAUUUUUACAAGUAUCUCGAAGAUAAUGCUAAUUAUUGGAAACCAAUUAUUCGCGAGAAAUAUUUGUAUUUGAAAGCUACUACAAGAGAAUUUACCAAAGAAGGGCGUUUAAAGGCCAAAGAAGUGUAUUAUAAAGUAGAAGAAGGAGUGUUUAAUUUGGCGCGUUUUUUAAAGGAUCAAUAUGACGAAUUUUAUGAGCCUUUUUAA
Molecule: messenger RNA, 1914 nt
Organism: Funneliformis mosseae
Lineage: Eukaryota; Fungi; Glomeromycota; Glomeromycetes; Glomerales; Glomeraceae
Source: the annotation of a GenBank genome assembly